This is a messenger RNA of Hordeum vulgare subsp. vulgare (domesticated barley), 3627 nucleotides long. RefSeq names its product respiratory burst oxidase homolog protein E-like. Gene Ontology annotation, molecular function: calcium ion binding; peroxidase activity; NAD(P)H oxidase H2O2-forming activity. Gene Ontology annotation, cellular component: plasma membrane. The transcript has 12 exons. NCBI's taxonomy places the organism in Eukaryota, Viridiplantae, Streptophyta, Magnoliopsida, Poales, Poaceae. The record is from RefSeq and is a predicted model, not a curated record. Bases 288 to 3257 code for a protein of 989 amino acids.
UCUCUCCAUCUGGUCCACUUGGAAUCGUCCGAGACUCGGCGCACUGAAUCCCAACCACCCUGGAGAAGCAGGACUCCCGAUCGAGCGGAGCAUAUACCUACAUCCAAGCUUCACUUGCGACGAGGCGCAACCACGCCAGGUAAAAUAAACUACCACUCCUAGUACCAAGGUGAAGCAGGGCAGAGCAACGGCUACAGUCUGCUACAGGUGAACCAGGGGUAUGUUUCGUGGACGGAGAAGAUAGCAGCGGUAGGGGCAGCACAGCGCAGGAGAGCCACCGGCCCGUCAUGUGGACGCCGUCGCGAGGUCCGGGCAGCGGCCGGCGUGCCGGGCUCCGGCGCAUCGCGGAUUACAUCGGCGACGACCACACCGACGCGUCCGACAACGAGUCGUUCAUCACGUCGCACAGCGACGAGCUCCUCUCGUCGACGUCGGCCGCGGCCGGUGCCGGCGGCAGCGUCGGCAUGCUGCCGGCGUUUCUCGCAGACCAGAGCGACCUCGUGGAGGUCAUGCUGGAGCUGGACGAGGAGUCCAUGGUGGUGCGCAGCGUGACGCCCACCGCGGGGCCGGCGGCGCCGGCCGGGGCCGGGACGCACACGCCGGGGAGCGGGCGCAACCUGAGCCGAAGCUCGUCGACCUCGUCCAAGAUACGCAGGACGUUCGCUUGGCUGCGCUCGCCGGCGGCGUCGGCGCCGGAGCAGCCGCGGGAGGCGGCGAUGGCGUCCCGGGAGCGAAGGCGCGUGCAGGCCAGGCUGGACCGCUCGCUGUCCGGCGCGAGGCGCGCGCUGAAGGGCCUCCGGUUCAUCAGCCGCGCCACGGGCUCCGCUGAGGCCACCGCGCUCUGGGGCGCCGUCGAGGAGCGGUUCGACGCCCUCUCCCGCGACGGCCUCCUCGCCCGCGACGACUUCGGCGACUGCAUCGGUACGCCGUGCAGCGUGCAUGCAUGCCACUUCGGCUCAACUCGGUUCACGGCACGAUCGCGAGCUGGCAUUGGUGACGAACUAUUCGACGGUCGGUUUGCAGGGAUGGUGGACUCCAAGGAGUUCGCAGUGGGCAUCUUCGACGCGCUGGCGCGGCGGCGGCGGCAGACCCUCCAGCGGGUCACCAAGGAGGAGCUCCACGACUUCUGGCUCCAAAUCUCCGACCAGAGCUUCGACGCGCGGCUGCAAAUCUUCUUCGACAUGGUGGACACCAACGUCGACGGGAGGAUCACGAGGGAGGAAGUGCAGGAGCUGAUCGUUCUGAGCGCGUCGGCGAACAAGCUCUCGAGGCUCAAGGAGCAGGCCGAGGAGUACGCGCUGCUCAUCAUGGAGGAGCUCGACCCGGAGGGCCUCGGCUACAUAGAGCUGUGGCAGCUGGAGGCGCUGCUCCUGCAACGCGACGCCUACAUGAGCUACAGCCGGCCGCUCAGCAGCGGCAGCGGCAGCGCGGCGCAGUGGAGCCAGGACAUCGGCGCGCAGGAGAAGCCGGCGACGGCGGCGGCGCCGGGACGGGGCGGGUGGCGGUGGAGCCCGCGGCGCGCGGCGGGGAGGGCGCGCGUGGCGGCGGAGGAGAACUGGCGGCGCGCGUGGGUGCUCGCGCUGUGGGUCGCGGCGAUGGCGGCGCUGUUCGCGUGGAGGUUCGCGCAGUACCGGCGGUCGGUGGCGUUCGAGGUGAUGGGGCACUGCCUGCCGACGGCCAAGGGCGCCGCCGAGACGCUCAAGCUCAACAUGGCGCUGGUCCUCCUCCCCGUCUGCCGCAUCACGCUCACGCGCCUCCGCUCCUCGUGGGCGCGCUUCGUCGUGCCCUUGGACGACUGCAUCGCCUUCCACAAGGUGGUGGCCAUGGCGAUCGCGGCGGGGAUCUGCCUGCACGCCGGGAACCAUCUGGCGUGCGACUUCCCGCGGCUGAUCGCGUCGAGCCCGGCGGAGUACCGGCCGCUGACCGGAUUCUUCGGGGAGGAGAAGCCGACAUACAGGAGCCUGCUGUCCGGGGUGGUGGGCGUGACCGGGGUGGUGAUGGUGGCGCUCAUGGCCGUCUCCUUCACCCUGGCCGCCCGGCCGUUGCGGAGGGCGUCCACCCGCCGGACCCGGCUGCCGUCCCCGCUGGGCCACCUCGCCGGGUUCAACGCCUUCUGGUACUCCCACCACCUGCUCGUCGUCGUCUACCUCCUGCUGCUCGUGCACGGCUGGUUCAUGUUCCUCGUCAGCAAGUGGUACCAGAGGACGACAUGGAUGUACAUAGCCGUGCCCUUUGCUCUACACGUCGGUGAACGAACGCUGCGGGCGCUGCGUUCCAAGGCCUAUGCAGCCAAGAUCCUCAAGGUGUGCCUUCUACCAGGAAAUGUGCUGACCAUAACCAUGUCAAAGCCCUACGGAUUCAGAUACAGAAGCGGACAAUAUGUUUUCCUUCAGUGCCCAACAAUUUCUCCGUUUGAAUGGCACCCUUUCUCCAUCACUUCAGCCCCAGGAGACGACUACAUCAGUGUUCAUAUCCAGACCAGGGGAGACUGGACACAAGAGCUCAAGCACAUCUUCGUGGAGAACUACAUGUCGCCAUGCCUACCCGGAAGAGCUUCAUUUGGCGAUCUGGGCAUGGCAGAACAGAAGAGUCCUCCUCGGUUGCUUGUCGACGGCCCGUAUGGUGCUCCGGCGCAGGAUUUCAGGAACUAUGACGUUUUGCUUCUCGUCGGCCUCGGAAUCGGUGCGACGCCUUUCAUAAGCAUUCUAAGGGAUCUGCUCAACAACAUUAAGCUGGCUGAUGAGCUGAUGGACCUAUCAAUGGAGACUAGUAGGUCAGAGGACAGCAGCAAUACCACCUUCAGCGUGUCGACAGCCAGCAGCAACAAGAGGAGAGCGUAUCGGACAAGCCGCGCGCACUUCUACUGGGUUACGAGGGAGCCCGGAUCGUUCGAGUGGUUCAAGAGCGUGAUGGACGAGGUUGCUGAAAUGGACAAGAAGGGUGUCAUAGAGCUGCACAACUAUCUCACAAGUGUGUACGAGGAGCGCGAUGCAAGGACGACCCUGCUCUCAAUGGUGCAAGCCCUGAACCAUGCCAAGAAUGGUAUAGACAUAGUAUCAGGCACCAGGGUCAGGACACAUUUUGCAAGGCCUAACUGGAAGGAAGAGUUCACAAGAAUCUCUGCCAAGCACCCUGGUUCGACUGUUGGGGUGUUUUACUGUGGGAAGCCCACACUAGCGAAAGAACUGAAGAAACUAUCACUUGAGAUGAGCCACAAGACGACGACUCGCUUCCAUUUCCAUAAGGAGUAUUUCUAAUAGAAUAGAAUACAAACACCUCAGAUAACCAUAGUCACAAAUAUUGAUUAAAAAAUUCAAUGUUUUUUGGAAGAAAACUUGCCCUCUUCACCAUUUGUACAUAGUAUAAAGUAGAAGGCAGUUAGAAGCACUUUUAUUAACAAUAUGAGAGGGAAUACUAUUCUGUUUGAUAUGCACGUAUAGUUAGCUACCUGUAAAAAAUAUCAAAUGUUAAGCAUACAACAGACUGAGGGCACCAUCUUCCUUGGGUCAGCGGAUGAUUGGCUUGGAUCAUCAUUGCCUCUUUUUACCCUCCGCCAAGGCAGAGCUUCGCUCUUGUAUAACUUUGCUCUUUACCUAGUAUGUGAUAGUGUGUGUGUGUUUGUUACCA